This is a messenger RNA of Paramecium pentaurelia, 2877 nucleotides long. The record is from the annotation of a GenBank genome assembly. NCBI's taxonomy places the organism in Eukaryota, Ciliophora, Oligohymenophorea, Peniculida, Parameciidae.
AUGGGAACUUGUGUUUAAAGUGGAAAUUAGAAAUAAAAUGAAAGCAACACAUAUGAUUAAGUCAGACUAAAUGAAAAUAGACAUGUUUAAAUGGAUCCAGAACAGUAAUUGGAAUGGAAAAGAUAAUAAAAUAGAGAUGUAAAUAUCUGAAAUAUGCAGGAAAGUAUACUAAAACGAUAAUUAGAGGCAGAAGAAUUCUAAAAGCAAUAACUAUUAGAAAAUUAAAAUAUACAUCAUUAAAUAGUAUAAAUAAUAAUAUAUAAUUAGUAGAAAAACUUAAAUGAUUCUGAAAAUGAUUCAUCAAACUUACAAGUUGACUUAGAGUUGAGAUCAUUAAAUUUUCAAGUAUAGGAUAUGACAUAGUAAAGAAAUUCUUCUCUUUAUGAAACUGAGAAAAAAUAAUAAAGAUCAUUCACCUAAGGUUUAUCAUAACAAGAAAAAAAUGAUAAUCUAUUUUAGUAGUCAGAGACAAAUAAUAAAUUGAUUGAUUUUCUGUCUAAAAGUAAGAUAGAGGUUCUAUUAAAUCCUCUUCCUUCUCCAACUAAUUUAUAAGGAAAUAUUGAAUUUGGUGUAUAUGAAGCAUUUGAUAGUGCAGAAAUCACACCAUUAGCAACUCCAAAAUAAGAUAUAGAAUCUGAAUGUGAAGAAUUAAAAGAAGAAGACCCACUAUAUUUUGAAUUAGAAAUUGUGUAAGUUAAGAAAGAAGAGGUUCUAUAACCAGAACAAUAAUCAUUUCAUUCCGAAUAAAUAAAAUCAUAGGUAAUUCUUAAUAAUUCACUCUUUUAAUAACAUUAAGAAGAUACAAUAUCUUUAGAAGAUGACAAUCCUCAAGAAGUAUAAUAACAAAUUCCUCCUCCCUAAGAACGAUAAAUUAUUCUUUAAUCCUCAAGAGGAGAAUAAAUGAUUAUGUCCUUUGCUCCAAAUUAAUAAUAAUUAUUCAUAAAGUCUUAAUAAAAAUCUUAAUCUGAAAAUGAGGUUGAAAUUGAAAUACUAAAUCAUAAACCAAGUUUAGAAAGAGCAGUCCCAUCAAAUACUGAUAUCCUUAAUAUAUAAAAUGAACAUGUAGUUGCGUUGUCUCUCUAAUUGGAACCAAUAAACAUAAAUAUUGAUAUGAAUGCUUGUGAAAUGUUGGGUCCAUAUUUAAUUCUAGACACUGGAGAUAUUUAUGUAGGUACAUGGUAAAUGGGUAAAAGACAUGGGUUUGGGAAAUAAAUAUUUUCUAAUGGAGCCUAUUAUGAAGGAUAAUGGCUAAACGAUUUUUUAAAUGGAUAUGGCAGAUAUAUUUUUUAAAAUGGUGAUUAUUACUCAGGAGAGUUUGUUCAUGGGGAAAGAGAAGGUGUUGGAGUAUUGGUCUAUUAAGAUGGUUCCUCAUAUGAAGGUAAAUGGUUAAAGAAUUAAAAAGUAAAUAUAAUAAUAAUAUUUAAAGGAUGGUGAGGGAAGAGAAUAAACUGGAGAUGGUAAUAUCUAUAUAGGAUCAUUCAAAGCUAAUAAAAAGGAUGGUAAAGGUAGAUUGGAAUAUGUAGAUGGAUGCAUUUUUUUAGGGAUGUUUAAAGAAGGUUAGAUUAGUGGAAAGGGAACCUAAACUUGGCCAGAUGGAAAAAGAUAUGAAGGAGAAUGGAAGGAUGGGAAAAUGCAUGGUUAAGGAGAAUUCAUAUGGGGAGAAGCAAAGACUUAUAAAGGAGAGUAUGUAAAUAAUGUGAGGUAAGGAUAUGGAGAAUACAGUUGGCCAGAUGGGAGAACAUACAAAGGAGGAUGGAAGAAUGGAGUUAUGCAUGGGAAAGGUUUAAUGAUUUGGCCUGAUUAGAGAUUACAGAAAGGGAUUUGGAUCAAUGGAUAAAAACAAAUUACUAAAGAAGAAUAGGCUUUAUUAUCAAAAGUAAAGAAGCCUAAUACUGCUGAUACAUCUGUAAAUAAGACUAAGGAUUUUGGUGCUGAGGUUAAGGAACAAAAAGAACAAUAACAAAAGUAAUUUAUACCUCAAUCUAAAAUAUAAGUAAAGAAGAGCAAAACAGAAUCUUAAAAUUGAUUAAUAUUUAAUUUAACUAAAUUUAAAGUAUUUAUUUUUAAAUGGAAAACUAAUUGCCAAUAAGAAAGAAAACAUAUCAUUCAGAGUCAUAACAAGAUGAUAAGAACAAACCUAGAAUCUAUAAAAAUUAAACAGAUAAGCUUUUAACAAGCUUAUAAAAAAUUACCUUGCUGGAUAUUUUAGAUGAAUUUGCAAAAGAAUCAGAAAAUAAGAGCAUUACUGAAAUUUUGAAGGCCAUUCUUAAUAAUGUGGAGAAUAAAUAAAAGGAACCUGAGAUUAAGACAGAUUGGGAUGUAGGAAAGUAAGAUAAACCAAAUAAUAAUUAUAACUAAAAAUUUGAGUCAAAUAAUAAUUUUUAAAAUAAUAAAUUUAAAAAGAGGAAUACAGAAGGGGGUUGGAAUGACAAUCAAAGAACUGAUUAUAGCAAUAAAGAAAAUGGAAGAGGGGGAGGUUUCGAUAGAAAUGGAGGUAAUGAUAGGAAUAAACCUUGGGAAAAUAAAGAGGGUAGAAAAUAAAAUUUUUAAAGGGGAGAUAAUUGGAAAAGUAAUUAGGAAGGGUAAAAGAAUAGAGGUGGAGAUUGGAAUAAUAAAUAAGGAAAUGGAGAUUGGAAGUAAAGUGGAACUAAUAAUGAUUGGAAAGUUAGUGAAAUUAAUAAUGAUUUUAAGUCUGGUGGUAAUAAUAAUGAUUGGAAAACAAGCGGAAAUAAUAAUGAUUGGAAAAAAAGUGGAACUAAUGAUUGGAAAUCAAGUGGUAUCAAUAAUGAUUGGAAAUCAAGUGGUAUUAAUAAUGAAUGGAAGACUGAUACAACAACAGAAUAGGUUCAACCAGUUUCUUGGGGAUCACCUAAGUGA